Molecule: messenger RNA, 1254 nt
Organism: Candidozyma auris
Lineage: Eukaryota; Fungi; Ascomycota; Pichiomycetes; Serinales; Metschnikowiaceae
Exons: 1
Coding region: 1-1254 (417 amino acids)
Source: RefSeq, a predicted model, not a curated record
AUGGUAGCUGAACCUGUUCUGGCCGCAACAGACGCUUUACGCCUGGCCUACCAUUCCGUUUGUGGCAUCCUCAACUCCCUGCUGCAAAUGGUCAAUGAUUCGCUCCCUAGCCUGGAUCAGGUAUUCAACCUGAAGAUCUUCUCCAUACUCAAAUCUGAGGACCAUCCGCCUCCACAGCCACAAGAAAAGACAUUGGAUCGUCUCUCCAAAUUGAUCCAGGACCACAAGCUUGCAUUCAUAUCGUGUUUUGCCACUUCAUUGACGGUAUCAACCUACCUUUUAUACAACCAUAUCAAUACCCCCAAGCUGAAGAAUAAGCUUCGUCGAAGAGUGCCCAAGCUCGCCAAUGGCGCCCGCAGAGAUGUUGUUUUGGUAGUCGGGUCUCCCACUGAACCAAUGACCCGGUUGAUCGCUGUCGAUUUCGAGAAGCGUGGAUUCAUUGUCUACUUGACCAUUCUUGAUGACAAGGACUAUAAGUACAUCCAGUCAAACCAAAUCACUGACGACAUCAACUAUUUGAAUUUGGUUGAGGAUACUUACGAUGCUCAUCUUGCGAAAUUUCGCAAGAUUCUACAUGUGAGUGUGGUUCCCUUCCCAGGCGCCGAUGCUCACUACCUUCGGCUUUCUGCGGUGGUGUUUGCGCCCACGCUAUACUUCCCCCUUGGCCCUCUUGAGAACAUGUCUGAGCCUGGAUGGCAGAAACUGCUCUUUCGAUUGAACGUAACCACGAAGCUUCUCUGUUCGGGUCUUUUGGAUAUUGUACGUGAGCAGGAAAGCAGUAUUGUGGCCAUAGUGCCCAGCAUCGUGAGCUCGCUUCGAAUGCCCUACCACGGGCCUGAGUCGGUCUUGCAAAAUAGCAUGAAGGAUAUUUUUACUACACUAGCGAAGGAGUUGAGACCCCAGAAUAUAAACGUUACGCAAGUGCGUCUCGGAAACUUGAACCUUGCCACUUCGAAAACAGGCGCUGCAAUUGGUUCAGAUAGUGUGCCCACGAUUGUCGAAGCAGAGAUUCGACUGUGGAGCGAGGAAAUGCGUAGUGCCUAUGGAUCUGACUUUCUGAAGUCUCAGGCGCAUCUGAGGCCAAUGGGCAGUUCUUUCAAAAGCAAAGGCUUACGCGAGUUGUACCAUGUACUUUUUGACUUAAUCUUUUAUGAGGGCCGCUCUCCAUCUGUCGUUUACUGUGGCACCGGGGCCCGCGCAUACGACAGGUUAGUAUCGUUCUUGCCCAAUUCCAUGAGCGAAUUAAUCUUUUGA